UUUCUUACAGAAGAAUCUUAGCCGUCGGUCAAGAGAAACGAAAUUAUUACGCGUGACUCCUUGACGAUGACGCGAAGAAUUAUUGUUGAAUUAAAGCGAAUGUAAUGCUUCAGAGUGACUCGUGAACUAUUCGAAUUCUCUAGUGCGGCAUGGUUUACUCUCGCGCAAAUAGUUGUAGUAUAUGUAACAGGAUCGAUCAUGGAUUCUAGUAAGAAGUAUGACAAUCCUAAUCCAAAAUUAUCGGCGAAUUUUUUUAGUAAAUUGAUUUUUUGGUGGUUGAAACCUCUAUUUUGGUAUGGUAAGAACCAUGAUCUUGAGAUUAAAGAUAUCUAUAACGUUAUGCCAAAUGAUGUUAGUCAACAUCUUGGAGAUAAACUUGAAAAGAAUUGGAUUAAAGAAGUUAAGUCGGCAGAAGAAGCAAGUAAAAAUCCCAAAUUUUUUAAUGCUUUAAGAAAAACAUUUAUGUGGUCAUUUGCUUAUUAUGGAGGAUGGCAGUUCUUUUUAGCAGUAGUUUUAAGAGUUCUUCAACCAUAUGUAUUAGGUCUUCUUAUCUGGUACUUUGAUCCUAGAGCAACUUCCAGUACUACUGAAGCAUACAUUUAUGCUUCAACUGUUAUACUUUUAAUCUUAUUUGCAGCUUUAGUUGCUCAUCAUUCUAAUUUAGGUUUAAUGGAAGUUGGAAUGAGAAUGAGAAUAGCAUGUUCCUCUCUAAUGUAUAGAAAGAUUUUGCGUUUGUCAAAAUCCUCUCAAAAUGUUACUACCCCUGGACAGAUUAUAAACUUAAUGUCAAAUGAUGUAGCAAGAUUUGAACAGUUGUUUAUAACAUUGCAUUAUAUUUGGAUUUUACCAAUCCAAGGUGCUCUGAUCACUUUCAUGAUAUGGGAAAGUGUAGGAAUUGCAUCUUUGGCUGGUGUUUUUCUUAUAAGCAUCCAAACUAUACCUCUUCAAGGAUAUAUAGGAAAAUUGGUAUCAAAGUUAAGAUUAAAGAUUGCAGUUAGAACAGAUGAGAGAGUAAGAUUAAUGUCAGAAAUAAUUAGUGGAAUUCAAGUUAUCAAAAUGUAUACUUGGGAAAAGCCAUUUGAAAAACUUGUUAGCUUUGUUAGAAGUCAAGAGAUAGACGUCCUAACACUUGCAUCGUACUUACGAGGUUUUACUUUAGCUACUUUUGUGUUCACUGAACGUACAACGUUAUAUUUUACUGUUAUGGCAUAUGUACUUCUCGGCAAUAGUAUAUCUGCCGAUAAAGUAUUCUCGAUAGCACAAUAUUUUAAUAUUCUUCAACUUACUAUGGCGAUAUUAUAUCCUAUGGCUGUAUCAGCUGUUGCAGAGGCUCAUGUAUCUAUUAAGAGGCUUGAAAAAUUUCUUUUAUUGAAAGAAAAUAGUAACACAAUUCUACCACAACAAAACAGUGGAAAUGGCAGUAUUGUAAUGAAAAAUAUUACAGCAUCUUGGACAGAAAACACAAUUGCAAAUACGUUACAUAAUGUCAGUAUUCAAAUAGAACCUGGAAAACUUUAUGCUAUUGUUGGUUUAGUUGGUGCAGGAAAGAGUUCGUUUCUUCAAUUAAUCCUAAAGGAAUUGCAACAAUCACAUGGAGAAAUAAAAGUGAAUGGUACUGUAUCUUAUGCUAGUCAAGAAGCGUGGUUAUUUUCGGGUACAGUACGCAAUAAUGUACUUUUUGGACAGACUUAUGAUAAAGAAAAAUAUAAUGCUGUUGUUAGAGCAUGUGCUCUCAUUAAAGAUUAUCAGCAAUUUAAUUAUGGAGACAGAACUUUAGUUGGAGAUAGAGGUGCAUCACUCAGUGGUGGACAACGAGCAAGAAUUAAUUUGGCUAGGGCUGUAUAUAGAAAAGCAGAUAUUUAUUUAUUAGAUGACCCAUUAUCUGCAGUCGAUACUCAUGUAGGAAAACAUUUAUUCAAUGAAUGCAUCAAACAUUAUCUUCAAGACAAAACAAGAAUUCUCGUAACACAUCAGGUUCAAUAUUUAAAAGAUUGUGAUUACAUCAUUCUAUUGAAUAAUGGUAAAAUCGAAUGUGAAGGUACAUUUGCAGAAAUUCAAAGCAAACGUACAGAUUUUUUACAUAUGCUUUUAACAGAGGAAAAUAAGGGAGAUGCAGAAGUCACGGAAAUUAAUGAUAAUACUAAUGCUGAUAUAUCUAUUAAUUAUGGUAAUGGCAAAGACGAUGAAGAAGCAGAACCAAAAGAAACUGAAGAAUUAAUGGCUAAAGGAAACAUUUCUAAAUCUCUUUAUUGGAAAUAUUUCCGAGCCGGUGGUUCUCUUUUAAUGAUCCUGAUUUUUGUAUGCACUUUAAUUUUUGGACAGAUAGGAAGCAGUGGUUGUGAUUAUUGGCUUGCUUAUUGGACAAAACAAGAAGAAAUGAGUAUUAAACGUAAUAGUAUUAAUCAUACGCUGACAAUAUUUGAACAAAAUCACACAGUUCCGAUUUUCCCUGACAGAGAUGCAAAUAAAUUAACAAACGAAACAACUUCAUUUGAAAUGGAUGAUUUUAAUAAUACAAUCUCAGACUUAUUAUCAGUGGACAAUAGCAGUUCCGAUAAUGCUACAUGGACUAUUAAUGCAAGAUCCAAUUCAUAUUAUCUCAGUCAUGAAACUGCUUUGUGGAUUUAUGGAGGAUUCAUCAUUGCAAGCAUAGUACUGACAACAAUAAGAAAUAUCGCAUUUUAUAAAAUAUGUAUGAACGCUAGUAAAAAUCUUCAUAAUCUAAUGUUUUCCACUUUGUUAAAAGCGCCAAUGUUAUUUUUUGACACACAUCCUUCUGGUCGCAUUCUAAAUCGUUUCUCGAAAGAUGUGGGAUCGGUAGACGAAAUUUUACCAAGAACUAUGAUAGAAUCUAUCCAAAUAUUUGCAGUAAUGGUUGGAAUAUUAGCUCAAGUGCUUAUUAUUAAUUGGUGGACUGUAUUUCCAAUGCUUAUCAUGGGUUUCUUAUAUUGGCAAAUACGAAAUAUUUAUCUUAAAACUGCACAAAAUAUGAAACGUUUUGAGGGAAUUACGAAAAGUCCUGUUUUUUCCCACGUUAGUUCUUCCUUAUUAGGAUUAACAACAAUUCGUUCCGCUUGUGCGCAAAACAUGGUCCGUAAAGAAUUCGACGUUCACCAAGAUCUUCAUACUAGUGCUUAUUAUUUGACUAUAGCAACAAGUACAGCUUUUGGAUUUGCAUUAGAUAUCGUAUCUAUUUGUUUCAUUGCUUUUAUUACGUAUAGCUUCAUUGUACUUGACGAUGGAAAUACAUUUGCGGGCAAUGUAGGAUUGGCCUUGUCUCAAGUAUUAAUCUUAUGUGGAAUGCUUCAGCAUGGAAUGCGUCAAACUGCAGAGACAAUAGCACAAAUGACAAGUGUAGAACGAAUUCUACAAUUUACACAGCUCGAUAAAGAGGGACCAUUUGAAAGUGAACCUAAUAAGAAACCGUCCGCACACUGGCCUUCUAAAGGAGAAAUAAAUUUCGAUCAUUUGUAUUUACGUUACGAAGAUUCCGCGCCACCAGUUCUUAAAGAUUUAUGCUUUACCAUUAAAUCUGGCGAAAAAGUAGGAAUAGUCGGUCGUACUGGUGCCGGCAAAACCUCUUUAAUAUCAGCUUUGUUUCGUUUGACCAAACUUGAAGGUGCUAUCUACAUAGAUAAAUUGGAUACAAAGCAAAUAGGUCUUCAUGAAUUACGGCGGAAAAUUUCGAUUAUCCCACAAGAGCCUGUAUUAUUCUCAGCGACGUUGCGAGACAAUCUCGAUCCAUUUCAUGAUUUUGAUGAUAUUAGUCUUUGGGCUGCUCUCGAGGAUGUAGAACUAAAAUCAAGUGUUUCUUCUUUAGAUUAUAAUGUCGAUCAAGGUGGCGUUAAUUUCAGCGUUGGGCAAAGACAGCUUCUCUGUCUAGCUCGAGCAAUUUUAAGAAAUAAUAGGAUUCUUCUUCUUGAUGAAGCUACGGCCAAUGUCGACCCUACAACUGAUGCUUUAAUACAAAAGACUAUUCGACAAAAAUUUAAGAAUUGUACAGUAUUAACCAUAGCACAUAGAUUAAAUACAAUUAUGGAUAGCGACAAAGUGCUAGUUAUGGAUUAUGGAAAAGCUAUUGAAUUUGAUCACCCAUAUGUUCUACUCAAAAAUGAGCAAGGCCACUUCACUAGUAUGGUUAAAGAAACUGGAAAAGUGAUGUUUGAACAACUUAAGAAAGUUGCAGAAAAGGCUUAUAACGAAGUUUAUAGUAAUACAGAAUUACAGUCACUACGAGUUCUCAAUGGUGAGACAGUCAAAGAUAAUUAGAAUUUUGGUAAAUACCAAUAUUAUUCCUACUUAAAUGACUUACUUAUGUACCAUGUACUUCUUGUAAUCAAAACUUUUUAUGCGAAUUAUACACAAUAUUUUAUGUAA
Molecule: messenger RNA, 4377 nt
Organism: Frieseomelitta varia
Lineage: Eukaryota; Metazoa; Arthropoda; Insecta; Hymenoptera; Apidae
Product: ATP-binding cassette sub-family C member 4-like
Exons: 18
Coding region: 199-4269 (1356 amino acids)
Biological process (GO): transmembrane transport
Cellular component (GO): membrane
Molecular function (GO): ABC-type transporter activity; ATP binding; ATP hydrolysis activity
Source: RefSeq, a predicted model, not a curated record